AUGGCUUUUACCAGCAGUACUCGGAUCAUGUCACGUCCGCUUCUUAGGCUGCUUCCAUCUGCACAGUCUGUCAAUGUUGGAUUGUGGCAUCGCUGCAGUGUCGCCACAGCAUCCAAUCAUCCACACCAUCCUAACCCUGGGAAUUUUUCGAAUCGUCCUAAGCAAGAGCUUUCAGAAAUAGGCCACAAGGGUGGGAAAAAGGGCGGGAAAGCUACCGGCGUGGGUGGGUUCCAUAAUAUGGAUCCAGAGAAACAGCACGCUAUCGCUUCAAAGGGCGGUCAUGCUGGCGGUCAUGCUGGCAGUCGUGCUGGCGGCCGUGCUGGCGCUCGGGGAAAGGCAGUAGGCAAUGGGGAAACUGAGUUAGAAGCCGAACAGCACGGCCGGUCGCAUGAGCCUUCGGUAGUUGCACCUGGAUUUGAAGAAUGGAAGACAACGGCUUGA
This is a messenger RNA of Penicillium psychrosexuale, 441 nucleotides long. RefSeq lists its product as uncharacterized. NCBI's taxonomy places the organism in Eukaryota, Fungi, Ascomycota, Eurotiomycetes, Eurotiales, Aspergillaceae. The record is from RefSeq and is a predicted model, not a curated record. The coding region runs from base 1 to 441 and encodes 146 amino acids. The transcript is spliced from 2 exons.